AUGUCGGGCCGGCUCUCUUCCCAUGCGAGCGGCACAGACGGCGAUGGUCUCAUGCCGAUCGCCGUUGUGGGAAUGUCCUGCCGCCUCUCAGGUAUUGCCACGAGCCCGGAAGGCCUUUGGCAGAUGCUGGCAAGGGGCUUAACAGGAUGGUCAAGCAACGGGAGCAGCCGCUUCCAAAUGAAUUCGUUCUGGCACCCGCAGUCUGACUUGAACGCUUCGUUCAACGCAAGAGGGUUCCACUUGAUCAAGCAAGAUCCCGCAUUGUUUGAUAACUUGUUCUUUGGAGUCACCAGCAUUGAGGCCAGGGCCAUCGAUCCGCAGCAACGAAUGCUGCUUGAAGUAGCAUACGAAGCGUUCGAGACGGCGGGAAUCACGAUGCAGAAUCUCAAAGGUUCAGAUACAGGCGUAUAUUGCGCGGUUUCACAUCACGACUAUGACAAGAUCCUGGGCAGGGAUCCCGAGUUGUCCCCAGGAUACCGAUUUACCGGAACUGGACCUGCGCUCGUUUCCAACCGCAUUUCCUACGUGCUUGAUUUACACGGGCCAAGUAUCACUCUUGAUACAGCAUGUUCCGGUGGACUGGUUGCGGUUCAUGAAGCCUGUAAAGCCAUCCGGGCGGGAGACGUGCCGCAAGCACUAGUCGGUGGCACGAACCUGAUUCUCGAUCCAGACCAGGUCAAUAUCAUGUCUUCAAUGGACUUCCUCUCUCCCCACGGCCGCUGCUACGCGUUUGAUUCCCGUGCCGAUGGUUUUGGAAGGGGUGAAGGCGUGGCUGCUGUCGUGCUGAAGCGCUUAGACAUGGCCCUUGCUGACGGCGACCCAAUUCGGGCUGUCAUUCGUGGUAGCAGCGUUUGCUCAGACGGUCGCACGCCUGGAGUCACAAUGCCAUCUUCCGACAUCCAGAGGAGAAUGAUUCAGAGAGCCUAUCAACAGGCAGGCCUAGACCCGAGGGAUACCACCUAUGUGGAAGCACAUGGAACUGGAACCAAGGCCGGAGACAAGGCCGAAGCGACUGCUCUCCAUGAGACCUUUUGCAAGGCAAGGCAAAAGGGAAAUAAACUGUUUGUCGGAAGCGUCAAGGGUAAUGUGGGCCAUACAGAGAGUGUGGCCGGAUUGACCGGUCUGAUCAAGACGGUUUUGAUGCUCGAGAAAAAGAUGAUGCCCCCCAAUGCCACGUUCAUGAAACCAAACAGCGAGAUUCCAUUGGAAAGCUGGGGCAUGGAAGUGCCUAAAAGGAUGCUCAAGUGGCCGGACAAUGCCACUCGCCGCGCCUCAGUCAACAGCUUUGGGUAUGGGGGUACAAACGCCCACGUUAUCCUGGAUGCGGCCGACGAUUACCUCAACGACACGAAACACAUGUGCCCCCCAGUCGAUAUUCGAGCUUGCGUGGGUAAAGUCAACGGAGACUCGGCAAAUGAAGUGGCAGAAGUUACGGAAACAAGUAGUCUCGCCAUGACCAUAAUUGUUUCAGACCCAACGGAAGCAGAACCGACGACGACGCACGUCCAUGGCCAUUCGACUCUACAACACAGGAGGAGCCUGAAAGCUUCACCCACCAAAGCCAUGACGAGACCACGCCUCUUUCCCUUGUCCCACGAUCAGGAAGGGGGCGUGGCGAAAUUAGCGGCCAAUUUCAAACGCUUCAUCUUGGACAAGCUGCCUGAUACGAAUGAAUCUCUGGAUAGUCUUGCCUUCACUCUAUCGGAUCGGCGGUCUAUCUAUAGGUUUCGUUGGUGUGUAGCCGCAUCCAGUCGUGACGAACUUGUGGAUGGACUUGAACACAUAGUCGAGGGCACGGAUCGGGCCCUACAACAAGCUGAAGAGCGAAAAAUAUGCUUUGCUUUCACAGGUCAGGGUGCUCAAUGGGCAGGCAUGGGUCGCGAAUUGCUGGCCGCAUACCCUGUAUUUGCCAAGUCCAUGGAGCGGUCAGAAAGGUAUCUCACCCACCUCGGUGCUGACUGGCGGCUUCUCGCCGAGCUGGAUAAACCAUGGGAAACGUCUCGAAUCAACGAAGCCGCCCUGUCACAGCCUUGCUGCACCGCCAUUCAGAUUGGACUCGUCGACUUGCUCGAGACGUGGGGAAUUCGACCUGCCUUGGUGUGCGGACACUCGAGCGGAGAAAUUGCGGCGGCAUAUGCAGCUGGCAUCAUGACAGCACAGGAUUGUCUGAAAGUCGCCUAUUUUCGUGGCCAUCUGGUGAAGCGGCUGAUGGAGCAGAACCCCAAGCUUUCCGGCGGCAUGCUUGCUGUUGGACUGUCGGUAGGCGAGGCGCAAAAAUAUCUUGACAAUGACGCCACUUGCGGAAAGGUCGUCGUGGCGUGCGUCAACAGUCCUGCCAGUAUCACCUUGUCCGGAGAUGAAGCAGUGUUGAGCAGUAUUCAAGAGACGCUCGCCGCCAGAGGCGUUUUCAACCGCAAGCUGGCGGUUGGCGUGGCCUACCAUUCGCACCAUAUGAACAUGAUUCUGGAAGAAUACCUGCACGCCAUUCAGGACAUCAAACCUUUACACUGCGGGCAGCAUGUCCAAAUGGUGUCUUCUGUGACGGGCAAGGCUGUUCAAGGCGAGGAGCUGAAUGCGAUGUACUGGGGUAGAAACCUGACAUCUCCCGUCCUCUUCGCCGACGCUCUGGCCGAGAUCUUUGACACGGCGCAAAAAAACGAAAAGCGAAGCAACAUGCUUGCGGUUGUCGAGGUUGGCCCUCAUUCUGCACUGCAGGGUCCCAUCAAACAGACCAUCAAGGCGUCCAAAACAGCGGGAUCCAUCAGCUAUCACUCGGUCCUCUCACGGAAGCAAGACGCAAGUAGGACUGCCGUGGCCUUGGCUGCAAGUCUGUUCGUCAAUGGAGCAACCGUCGAUUUUGGUCGAGUCAACGAUCCGCAUGGCGACGCCAAAAAGAACGUCUUGACCAACUUGCCAACGUACAAUUGGCAUCACAAUACCACGCACUGGGUCGAGUCCCGCCGGAGCGCUCAAUAUAGACACAGAAAAUUUCCCAAGCACGAUCUUGUUGGUGUGCCCAGCAGCGACAGCAUACCCAGCGAACCGACAUGGCGCAACUACAUCCGCCUCAAGGAAUUGCCUUGGCUCAAGGGCCAUUGCAUUGGUGGCAACACCAUUUUCCCAGCCGCUGGCUAUGUGACCAUGGUUUUGGAAGCCCUGAAGCAACAAAUCCUCGGUGGCGGAAACCCCUGGAAGAAGAUGCGUAUCAAAUUUCGCCAAGUCCAUUUUGGUCGGGCGCUCCUCGUUGCCGACGAUUCUGUGGGCGUAGAGACAUUCGUCACCAUUCGACCUUUUACGUACACGGCACGAGAAUCUUCGGCUUCGUGGAACGAGUUUCGGAUAUUUUCCGUGUCUGUCAAUGGAGAAUCAACAGAGCAUAGUCGGGGUCUAGUGACUGCCAUCAGUCCUUUGCCCAACCAAGACCAUGAGAAUAUGACGGAUGCCGAGUCUCUUGCGUUUAUUGAACAAGUUUCCGAGAAAUCUCGCAUAGUACUCCCCCCGAAGCAGCUAUACAAGGAGCUCAGAGACGUGGGUAUUGAGUAUAGCCACCCGUUCAAUGGCCAAGAGCACAUUCGAGCAUCCGAGUCUGCAUCGACCUGUCGAAUCAAGAUUCCAGAUAUCCAGGCUCUUAUGCCUUCGAAUUACCAACAACCUCAUUGCAUCCACCCAGCAACAUUGGAUGUCUGUUUCCAAGCUGCCUUCUCGGCCAUGAAGGUCGGAGAACAUCUUCGGGGUACAUUUGUCCUCGGCGGGUUUGACGACCUUGAAAUCUCGAGUGAGAUUCCGUCUCAGCCCGGAAAGCACAUGUCCGUCGCGGCAUCUCUUCGAGGCCUUGGCCACUCUAAUUUCGCAUCCGAUUCAGUCAUCUCGAGCUCCGACGACGGAAAAUCAGAAGUCUUCAUCAAGAUCAAGGGACUCAUCCUUGCCAGGACAAGUGGACCAUCUCGGCAGACUUCUUCACAGCAUCUGGCUGGAGAAUCCCUGUGCCAUCGGCUGGAGUGGUCCCUUGACCCGACUUGCGCCGAGCCUCACAGCAUCAUCAAGCGUUGCCUUCUCGACUCUGACGUGUUGGUGGCUGGAAGAACGAGCUUGUGUGAGCAAUACUGCCAAGCUGUCGUGGCAAGGGCACUAACAGAGCUCUCUCCCGACGACGAGGCAAAGAUUACUGGCCACUUUUCUCAGUGGCUCCUGUGGAUGAAGGCAAUAAGCGCGGGAAGCUACCAGCCACUCCAGGUGAGCAACGCGCUCAACGACAAAAUCAAGUCGCUUGGCAUCUAUGGCGAGGUCCUGGUGGACAUGGCACCUCGGCUCGUAGGUAUUCUUCGGGGAGACGUUGAUCCCCAGGCACUCCUUCUGGAGAAGCAGCGUCUGUACCGGCUCUACACGCGCGACAACAUCAAGAGGUGUCACAAGCAGCUGGCCGAAUACGUCAAGCUUCUGCGAUUCAAAACUCCCAAUCUCCGCAUCCUCGAGAUUGGGGCUGCAACCGCAGCCGGAUCGAUGCCAGUUUUGGAAGCUCUCUACAGCAACAAGGACGUUAGAGGAGAAGCGAGGUCCGAGUCGUAUACCUUGGCCUGUGCUCCGACAGCGUGCUUCCAGGACGCAGAAACGGAAUGGGACAAGGCGCAGGAGUCUCUAGAGUGGAAGAGGCUUGACAUGGAAAUCUCUCCAAAAGAACAGGGGUUUGAACUUGGCUCGUACGACCUCGUCAUUGCCGCCAAUGUCUUGCAUGCGACUCGCGAGAUAAAUGUCGCGCUGGGAAACAUAAGGAGCCUGCUCAAAUCAAAUGGCAAGCUUGCUCUGAUGGAGACGACAGCCCCAAAAAUUCACGACGGAGUCGUAUUUGGCAUGCUCCCUGGAUGGUGGCUUGGAGCCACGGACGGUCGGGUGCACUCACCACUUCUCGAUGCAUCUGGUUGGCGUGAUAGGCUCGGCCAUUGUGGCUUCUCCGGAAUCGACUUUGAGAUGCACGACUUCGACUCGGCCGAGGACCACCAGGUCAGCGUCAUGGUUUCUUCAGCAACUAGCCAUCCAGAACCAUGGUGUUUGGGCAUGCAAGACCCGACGAGAGGCGUGUCAACUCUAGAAUCCGACCCUCGGCAGACCAUUCUUGUGAUUAGUGACGGUAAAGAGAGCAGACUUGCAGACCAUGUAGCCGACCUAUUGACCUCUGUCGAGUCCAGCGUCCACGCUGAGAAGACCGCGUUGGCUGAGGCGCAGGUUUCGCCUGGUCAGCUGGCCGUGGUGCUACUCGAGGCAGUCCAUCCGUUCCUGGCGACAUGCUCUCAAGCGGAUUGGGGAAAAGUCCGGCAUAUUCUUUCCGACGCAGACGGUGUUUUAUGGGUCAGUUGCGGCGGCGCCGUCGAAGGCACGAAUCCUCUCCAGUCGCUCAUCGUGGGCCUAACGCGCUGCCUGCGAUCCGAAGACCAGCACAGAAAGGUCGUCACUCUGGAUCUCGAGCCGAAUCACGGGUCGGGACUCGAGACCGCGGAGCAGAUUCGCAGAGUCUAUCAUCAUGUAUUCGGUCCACAUGGUCCGCCAGCCUCUGCCUUGCCGGAAUUUGAAUACGCCAUCCGCAAUGGAGAGAUACUGAUUCCUCGCUUGAUGUGCAACGGUCCCGUUAAUGAAUAUGUCCAGGACAGCGUUUCGACCUACCACCCUCGACACGAGCAAGGAAUGAAACCAGGCCGUUCCUUGAGCCUGAAGAUCCACGAACCUGGGCUUCUCAACACACUCUACUGGGCCGAUUCGGAGCGGCACGCACGGAGCGUCGGAGCCGAAGAAGUCCGGGUGGAUUUGCAAUACGUCUCUCUCAACUUCAAAGACAUCAUGAUCGCCAUGGGACAACUAGAAGGGCACACGGCCAUGCUGCUGGAAGGGAGCGGCAAGGUUGUCGAGGUUGGUGAGGCACUCCGCCAUCAGUACUCUGUCGGUGACUUGGUCUUCGCCACCGAUCCAGACGGUGUCGCCACGACCAGCGUCAUUAACAAGUGCAACGUUCAUCGCAUACCCAGGAAGCUGUCAAUGGAAGUCGCAACCGCUAUUUCUCUCGCCUAUGCAACGGCUCUGUAUUCGCUGAGGAAUGUUGCCAAUCUCCAAGAGGGAGAGUCCAUUUUGAUUCAUUCCGGAGCAGGCGCAGUUGGCCAAGCCGCCAUCUCCCUGGCUCAAUAUCUCAACGCUGGCGAAAUAUACGUCACGGUGGGGAGUGCGGACAAGAGGGCCCUCAUAAGAGAACACUUCAACAUCCCAGACGACAAGAUAUUCUCCAGUCGCGGUCUCAGCUUCUACCAUCAGAUUCUUCGCAAGACAAAUGGUCAUGGUGUCGAUGUCAUUCUCAACUCGCUCAGCGGCGAGGCGUUGCAAAAAAGCUGCUCCCUGCUCGCGCCGUUUGGGCGGUUUGUCGAGAUUGGUAAGAAAGAUGUCAUAUCCAACGCGAGGCUUGAAAUGGCGUCUUUGGAAAGCAACGCCACAUUUACUACCGUUGAUUUGACGCUGCUUGCCAAGAGGAAGCCUCUUGUUCACCAAGAGCUCUACCGCACCAUCUUUGAGCUCGUUGGUCAGGACAGGAUCAAAGUUUUGAGCCCUAUAACGGUCAAUCCUGUCUCCGAGCUGGAGGCUUCUUUUAGGCUGAUGCAGGCUGGAAAACACGUGGGGAAACUGCUGCUCCAGUUGAACCCACAUAUGACAAUUUCUGUCCAACCUCCACGGCCACCGACUCCUCGGCUGAAAGGGGAUUGCUCUUACCUGGUCGUGGGAGGAACCGGCGGCCUUGGUAGAGCCACAAUUAAGCAUUUUGCGAGUCUCGGGGCCAAGCACAUUUUUACCUUGUCCCGAUCUGGUCCCGACAGUCCAAUUAUGAGAGAACUGGUGGAAGAGAUGCGUCUUGCCGGUGUUUGUGUUGUCGUGUUCAAGGGCAGCGUCACAGACACUGUCGCGAUUGAGUCGAUCAAGGAGCAGGCCAGAGAAUUCCCCAUCAGAGGUGUUGUCCAAGGAGCAAUGGUGCUGCAGGACUCUCGCGUGGACAAUAUGAGCUACGCGCAGUGGCGGGCUGCAAUGGAACCGAAAGUUGUGGGAACAAUGAAUUUGCACCGCGUGUUCGGAGACACUCUAGACUUCUUCAUCCUCCUUUCGAGCAGUGCAGGAAUCAUUGGCUCGUAUGCUCAGGGCAACUAUUCCGCUGGCAAUACGUUUCAAGAUUCUCUCGCUCGCCACAGGGCAUCGCUCGGUCUGCCAGCUCGCUCCAUCGACGUUGGCUCCGUGGAAGGGGAAGGGUACACGGCAAAUAACGAAGCGGCCGCGGAAUUCGUCUCCCGCCAAGGACUGCGGCCGUACAAGGUCAAGGAGUUCCUGGCCACAAUCAAUGAGGCGAUACGGAAUCCCUUUGCAUCCGGGCCUUCGGCAGCGCAGCUGAUUUGUGGCACGAGGAGAGCCGAUCCAAGUUCCCAAGCCAAAGAAGCAGCUCUGCAGCGUCCAGAUCCCAAAUUCUCCCACAUAUGGACGAAGCCCCAUCGCCAGGCAUCUGCCAAGGCUGACUCGAACCAUUUCAAUAUUCAAGCCAUGUUUGAAUCAGCAAAAACGGCGGAUGAAGCCGAAAAGGCGAUGCAGGUAGCAAUCAAGAAGAAGCUUGCUCAUCUGCUUGGCCUGCCAGAAAAGGACGUCAGCACGAAUCGCUCCGUUGUGAGCUAUGGAGUGGACUCUCUUAUUGCGGUGGAGCUUCGCAACUGGAUCUUGUCACAGUUGGAAUCUCACGUCCAGAUAUUCGAGUUGAUGAGUCCGAUGAGUUUCGCCGAGCUGGCCAACACGGUUGCCAGAAGAUCUCGGCUUGUGGCGACGGGGCUUUUCGGCGAUGUCAAAGUCUAG
Molecule: messenger RNA, 7860 nt
Organism: Metarhizium robertsii ARSEF 23
Lineage: Eukaryota; Fungi; Ascomycota; Sordariomycetes; Hypocreales; Clavicipitaceae
Product: polyketide synthase
Exons: 10
Coding region: 1-7860 (2619 amino acids)
Biological process (GO): secondary metabolite biosynthetic process; fatty acid biosynthetic process
Molecular function (GO): oxidoreductase activity; phosphopantetheine binding; fatty acid synthase activity
Source: RefSeq, a predicted model, not a curated record